CUAAUAGAAGAUCAAACUAUUUUCUUGUCAGAUUUAAAAGCUAAGAACUGUGCUGAGCUUUACUACUCUGAUCAAAGAAUCAGCGGUGUUUAUACAAUCUAUCCUGAUGAUAAACUUCCCUUUGAUGUAUAUUGUGACCAGACAACAGCUGGUGGAGGAUGGACAGUGAUCCAAAAGAGACUGAAAGUUUCCGAUGAUUUUAACCGCACCUGGGAUGACUACAAACAUGGCUUCGGUAAUUUCCUCGUUGGUGAAUAUUGGCUUGGAUUGGAAAAGAUCCGCCGCUUGACCGAAAAUAAGACAGAAAACAGGCUUCGAGUAGUUCUUGGGGUAAAGGCAACGAAGCGACUAGUUCCUAAAAAAACUUUUUACGCUGAAUAUGCGUGGCUUAAAAUUGGAGACGAGGAAGCGAAGUACAAGCUGAAUCUUGGAAAUAUUAUAGGUAAGCCCAAGACAAUCAACGUUAAUAGAAGCUAAACUUUUAUCAUGAUUAAACGUAACUAGUUUUAUAGGUCUCUAUCCACAUCUCGACUCAUUCAGUCUCUUUCAAUCCUGUUAUUUACUUGCAAUUCACGUUUGCCAAACGACUCCCUUCACAGUGUGUCUAAUCUAAGUCAUGCAAAGGCCUCUCACACUGAUAAAGUGGCUCGCCUCUUUGUGACUCAGUGGCAGUGUUUCAAGACCACUCUACAUCAAGUUCCAAAUUUGUUUUGUUUUUUUUUUCAACCAGUAAGGUGGUCGAGAUGAUAACAUAUUUAUCCUAUCUUUCCGCUCCUCCACAGGGUAGUAUCUUACGGGCUUAAAUUGAUAUCAACGCUUAGUUUCUCUAUUUCCCCUUCUUUUUAGACAUGACUGUUGGUAACGAUUCUCUCAGUCAUCUUAAUGGCUUCAAGUUUGGUACCUUUGAUAAACAUCACGCUGGUCCUAAAUGUGCGUCAAAAAGUGGAGGAGGCUGGUGGUACGAUGAGAAAUGUGCUGGGCUCUCAAAUCUCAACGCUGGAUCGGAAAAGAUCUCUUGGGCAAGGCUAGAUCGCAAACUUGCUGCUGGCAGUGCUCCCAAGACAACUGAAAUGAAAAUCAGACCUAUGAACUUUUCUUCAAAUUUACUUACUCAUUAG
This is a messenger RNA of Pocillopora meandrina, 1118 nucleotides long. NCBI's taxonomy places the organism in Eukaryota, Metazoa, Cnidaria, Anthozoa, Scleractinia, Pocilloporidae. The record is from the annotation of a GenBank genome assembly.